AUGUUGUUAUUCCUCCAUGAAGCUGACAAACUGAAAACUCAAACAGAUAUUGACAGAUUGAUUUCAGCAGAAUUACCAGAUACAGAAAAAGACCACAUCGCAUUUGAGGCAGUAGUUCAAUACAUGACACAUGGACCAUGUGGGGCCUUGAACCCAAAAUGUCCAUGUAUGCAGGGAGGACGGUGUUCAAAAUACUACCCUAAAAAUUUCAAUAGUGAAACAUCAAUUGGCGAGGACGGAUACCCAAUUUACCGGAGGAGAAAUGAUGGAAGGACAACAACAAAGAAUGGCAUCACAAUUGACAAUACUUUUAUUGUGCCAUACAAUGUUGACUUGCUGGUAAAGUACCAAGCACACAUAAAUGUGGAGGUGUGCAACAAAUACACAUGCACCAAAUACCUCUUCAAAUACAUGAAUAAGGGCCCAAAUAUGGCAACUGCAACAAUACAACAACAAAGUGAAGGGUCAAGCAUUCAACAACAACCACAGAGGGAUGAAAUAAAAACAUAUUUGCAAUGCAGAUAUGUUUCAGCUGCAGAGGCGUGCUGGAGAAUGUUUGGAUUUGAAAUACAAUAUAAACAACCACCCGUCGAACGCCUCAGCUGUCACCUUGAGGAUGAACAAAUAGUAAUGUUUGAAGAUCAUGAGCUGCUAGAUGAUGUCCUUGACAGAGUGGGACAAGCAAAAACUCCUCUCACCGGAUGGAUGGAAGCCAAUCGAAAAUACAAAAAAGCACGGACCUUAACCUUCCAUGAAUUCCCCACUGAAUGGGGAUGGCUAAAGAAGGAAAAGAAAUGGAAGGAGAGAGAUCGAGGGUUCAAAAUUGGCAGAAUAUACUUUGUGCUCCCAGCAUCCGGGGAGCAAUAUUACUUGCGUAUUCUUUUAAAUAUUGUUAAAGGAGCAACUUGCUUUGCAGAAAUAAGAACUGUCAACGACGUCGAAUUCAGCACAUUCAAGGAAGCAUGCAAUGCUUUAGGGCUUCUAGAAGGGGACAAUGAAUGGCACGAAGCACUACAAGCUGCACCAACCUGGGCAACUGCACCACAAUUAAGAGACUUAUUCGUAACAUUAUUGAUUUUCUGUGAGGUCACAAAUCCAACAGAACUAUGGGAGAAGAAUUGGGAGAUGCUAGCAGAUGAUAUCCUAUAUCGACAACAAAAGAGAUUGGGUACAAGAAACAUUGUGCUGACAACAAACCAGUUGCAAAAUUACGCACUACAUGAGAUAGAAUUGAGCCUCAACAGAAAUAAUCGAAGCCUGAGGAAUUAUGCCAACAUGCCAUACCCAGACAUAUCUUUGGUACAACAAUCCUCAAACAGGCUUAUACUCGAAGAGCAAAUGCAUGAUGUGGGCACACUAGCAAACCAGGCAUCUCAUUUGGAAGCAGGUCUGAAUCCAGAACAAAAUGAUGUUUACCAACAGAUACUUCAAUCCGUCAAUUCAGAAACAGGAGGAGUCUACUUUAUAUAUGGAAGCGGAGGUACAGGGAAGACAUAUUUAUGGACUACCUUAAUAUCAAAACUACGAUCAGAGGGACAAAUAGUGAUUGCAGUUGCUUCCUCUGGGAUUGCAGCUCUACUACUCCAGUGUGGAAGAACAACCCAUUCACGGUUCAGCAUCCCGAUAAAUUUGAAUGAAAUUUCGUGUUGUAGGAUAGCCCAGGGUUCCGACUUGGCAAAUCUCCUGCAAAGGGCAAGCUUAAUAAUAUGGGAUGAAGCCCCCAUGAUUCAUAGACAUGCUUUUGAUGCAGUAGAUCGCACUUUGCGUGAUAUCAUGCAAACUGAAAACGCAAACUCUGGUGACAGACCUUUCGGAGGCAAAACAGUCGUACUAGGAGGAGAUUUUAGACAGAUACUACCUGUGGUCCCACGAAAAGGCAGGGGAGUAGGGGUGGGACUUUUCAAACCGAACCGUGAAAUCGUCCGUUACCGAACCGAAUCAUCACGGACCGAACCGUUUAUAACCCGCUAA
Molecule: messenger RNA, 1971 nt
Organism: Chenopodium quinoa (quinoa)
Lineage: Eukaryota; Viridiplantae; Streptophyta; Magnoliopsida; Caryophyllales; Amaranthaceae
Exons: 1
Coding region: 1-1971 (656 amino acids)
Biological process (GO): DNA repair; telomere maintenance
Molecular function (GO): DNA helicase activity
Source: RefSeq, a predicted model, not a curated record